Amphimedon queenslandica is the source of this 423-nucleotide messenger RNA. RefSeq names its product sphingomyelin phosphodiesterase-like. Bases 82 to 408 code for a protein of 108 amino acids. Gene Ontology annotation, biological process: ceramide biosynthetic process; sphingomyelin catabolic process. The record is from RefSeq and is a predicted model, not a curated record. Lineage: Eukaryota; Metazoa; Porifera; Demospongiae; Haplosclerida; Niphatidae. Gene Ontology annotation, molecular function: acid sphingomyelin phosphodiesterase activity. The transcript is spliced from 3 exons. Gene Ontology annotation, cellular component: lysosome.
GUACACUUAUGUACCUUUAGGUUUGAGAACACCAUUGCUGGUCAGUUCUUUGGGCAUUGUCAUGAGGACAGGUUUCAUCUUAUGGUGGACUUUGAACCCAACACUCCUCCUAGACCAUAUGGUAUAUUAUACCUAGGUCCUAGUGUAACCACUUAUUCCUAUCAGAAUGCAGGAUAUAGGAUUUAUACUGUUGAUGGUAAUUACAAUGAGUCCUCUAGACAAGUACUGGAUCAUGAUACAUACAUACUAAACAUUACUGAUGCUAAUCUUACUAAUAAACCAAAAUGGAUCCAUGAAUACUCAGCUAAAGAUGCAUACAAUAUGACUAAUCUCACACCUGAUGGCUGGUUAUCUUUGCUGAAGGAAUUUUUAACUAAUAACGAUCUCUUUUUGAAAUAUUAUCAGUAAGUGUGCCAUUACAUA